AAAAAAAAAAGGAGCUCCCCAGGUCUAGUUCAACCAACUGCUAUUCUUUACGAGUGUUCGCCUCACAACGCCGUUCCAAUUGACCGGUCGCCUGCCUCCGCCCCCUUCCCGAAGUUUCCGCGCUCCACCAUUUCGCCAUGGCCGGCGGCGGCAUCUUCAGCAGGGCGCUGAGCUACGUCGUCAACGAGUUCCUCGUCGAGGGCCUCGCCAACAACCGUGCCUUCCAGAGGUUUGCUGUGAGGACCAACAGGACUUUGGAGGAUCUCUCUUCUAAAGCUAAACAAGCGAGGGAGGAGAUAUCGGAGCAAUUCAAGGAUGCUCGUGGACCCAAUGAUCGCUUCAAGCAGUGAUGCCCGUUCCGAGUCAUCUGUUCUUGCCCUGGUUCGGGAUGCCAUCCACAAGUGGCCAUUGUAUAAAAUCCGAAUCUAAAUUAUGUUAUUUUCUAUUUAGAAAUUGAGAACUAGACGCAGUGCAUUAUUGCAUUUCUGCAGCCUGCCCAACGGAAGUAAUUCGAGAGGAGAGACUCUCCUUGGCUGGGCCUCCGUUUUACAAAUUUCUAUGCUUAAUGUUGUUUUAUGAGUAGUAAUAUGUACCAUCGCAGUCUAUCUGUUGUUAUGCCCUUGGCUGGCAAAUCUAUAUAACUCUGGCUGCGUUGACAACCUGGAAA
This is a messenger RNA of Aegilops tauschii subsp. strangulata, 667 nucleotides long. RefSeq lists its product as uncharacterized. The record is from RefSeq and is a predicted model, not a curated record. Lineage: Eukaryota; Viridiplantae; Streptophyta; Magnoliopsida; Poales; Poaceae.